This is a messenger RNA of Acanthamoeba castellanii str. Neff, 708 nucleotides long. RefSeq lists its product as uncharacterized. The transcript is spliced from 3 exons. NCBI's taxonomy places the organism in Eukaryota, Discosea, Longamoebia, Acanthamoebidae. Bases 1 to 708 code for a protein of 235 amino acids. The record is from RefSeq and is a predicted model, not a curated record.
AUGCAGGAGGCCUUCAAGCUCUUCCACACCAUCAUCCAGGCCUCUGCCCACAUGGCACAAAGAUUCCUGGCAGCCUCCAACAACCUGGAGGACAUCGUCUCCAUCACCCUCAUUGGGAUGAGGGAACAACUCCACAUGCACAACAAGGCCUGGAUGACCAAGGUGCUCCCAACCAAGGCCCUUCUGGCCUUCAGGGCUCUGGAGGGGUCGUUGAUCCUGUCCCAUGACAAGGAACAAUUCUUCAUAGCGCUCAAGUUUGCCACGCUCAAACAGCAAGCCACUGGCACAAAGAAACCCAACAAGUGGUCCAAUCACUUGGGCAGCAGCAACAACAACUACAACUCCAACUCCUUGCCCUCCUCUAAGGGCAAGAAACCUUAUUUCAAGCCAUUGAACUUGUCCACCUCAAGCCCUGGCGCCGGCUCUGGCGCCACACAGGAUUAUGAUCUCUCUGAUCAGUGCGACUUCCUCAUCACCCUUGACUUCCAGGACAGCUUCCACCAUGUGGAAGUUCAUCCCCGUCACCAGCACCUACUCGCCUUCCACUGGAGGGGGACCCACUACACCUUCCAGGCGUGCCCCUUCAGCCUGAACACCUCCCCAUGGAUCUUCACAAGAGCCCUGGCUGUGAGGGGCAUCCAGUGCAUGGUGUACAUGGACAACAUGAUCAUCAUGGCCCCAGACAAGGCCCGCGCCAUUGAACACUGA